AUGUUUGACGCUGCACUAUGGAUCGAGUAUAAUCACUCGUGUCAAGCCGUUCCCACCGAGUCCAAGUGUACGGAAAAUGAGAUCUGGUUCAGUGUCCCGAUACUCACAUUUUCUCUUCUCGCUCUGGUGCUAAAUAUUAUCUGUACUGUAGUAUUUCUCCGUCCCAAACGCCGAUCCCUAAUGCGCCUUAGUCUCCUCUUGCUAUCCACUAGCGAAGUCAUAUUUCACACGUUUAUUUCACUGGAUUACUCGAAUCGAUUAUUUGUUUGCUCAAACGACAAUUCAUCGCACACAGUGUCCCCGUUGCGUCGAAUCCUGGUCGCUGGGAUCAAUUUGGGCGCGGACACAUUGUUAUGCAGUCGAAAUUGGUGCAAUGUACUAAUCACAGCUGCGAGAACGGAAGUUGUGAUUAGCCCGAUUCGAUCGCGUCGCAUCUUCACCAGACGCUCUAUUGUUUUCAUGUAUUUUGGUGUGCUGACUGUGGCCAUUCUGCUCUCGCUUGUACGCAGUUUCUACGAUUACAUUGUGUUGUGUUUACCGGAACCGUCCCCGGAUCGAGGCACAUCAGACCGAAUGAAUGUGUUAUUGUACAGUCCACAUCUAGUGCUUCCAUUGCUGAGUAACGAUGUGAUUUCCAGCUUUGAGGCCUAUUGUUUUUUCAUCUUUCAAGUUAUACUUCCGGUUAUGCUUGUUCUAACCAUGUCCAUUACCAUAGCGUACUAUAUGUCCCCGUGGAAACAUUCCCAAAUUCUGGAGGUCAGUAUGGUACGUCGAAGACAUCAAAUGAACGCAACACGCACAAUCCUGUUAUUGGCGACCACAUUUCUCUGUUUUGAGAUGCCCAGUUUCAUCCUAGUUCUGUUGCAACAUUACACUCGCCUUGUGAGCAGCGAGGAAUCCCGAUUUCGUUACCGAGUAGCUCAGUUGGCUGCUGACUUGUUACUGACCAGUGAUUCCAUUGCAAACAUCAUGAUCUACGGGUUCAAGUUGCCAGAAUUUCGUCGGCAUUUGGCACGAUGUUUGUGUAUAUCACCACCGACAACGGAACAAUCGAUGCUGGAACAUGAUUACUCGCGGACCAAUAUGAGUAUGUUUCGUCGGCUGGGUAGUGUGACCAAAUCCAAUCAUCAGAACUCCUUGCCGUCAGUGCGUGCGAAUGAAUCACAUCGGAGCCAUCAUGCACACGCACAAUCGAAACAACUGCUCCCCCUCGGUGAGACAGUUUGCGCACCCGUGAGCAACGAGAAGAUACAUAGUGCAUAG
Echinostoma caproni is the source of this 1263-nucleotide messenger RNA. The record is from the annotation of a GenBank genome assembly. Lineage: Eukaryota; Metazoa; Platyhelminthes; Trematoda; Plagiorchiida; Echinostomatidae.